AUGUUGGAGAAAAUUCGAAGAGAGAAAGACAAAGGUGAAUGGAUGCGUCAGCGAGUCAGGGAUGACCUUCACAGGAUAUGGGCAAACCCAGAGUACGUGAAGAAAAGGGAGAAGGGAAAGAUGAACCGAUUAUCUUAUAUUGGCAAAAUAGUUCAUACUUGUGGCUCUAUUCUACACUUGGAGCAUUACAAGAGAUUGAAAAAAGAAUAUGGUCGGGUUUCUUCAAUAACUACAAGUCCACAUAGGCAUCGACCUCAGAGGGUGGACUCGAGUCAUAUUUUGAGCCGCGGUUUCAUGGAGGUGAUUAGGGGCUUCAAUAAGAAAGUUCUUGUCUACGGUCUUGGAUUAGAGGCGCAUUGUCUGUGUUGUUUGUCUUCUUCGUCCAGUGAACGAUCCAGAUGA
Molecule: messenger RNA, 402 nt
Organism: Tripterygium wilfordii
Lineage: Eukaryota; Viridiplantae; Streptophyta; Magnoliopsida; Celastrales; Celastraceae
Exons: 3
Coding region: 1-402 (133 amino acids)
Source: RefSeq, a predicted model, not a curated record